ACUACCAUCCAAAUGUUGAAAGAUGGAUGGAAAAAGUUGAAGAAGCUGAAGCCAAACUCAGGUUCUCAAUUAAAACAUGUAUAAUUGCAGUUAGUUUGAUGGUUGGUUUUUUGUGGUACGAGUACAUUUACAAACUAGAUAAAGUUAGUUACAAUAAGUAUCAUCCCUAUACGUCAUGGAUCCCAAUCACUGUUUAUAUUUGCUUGCGAAAUGCAACCCAGCAGUUGCGAAAUUAUUCCUUGACUCUUUUUGCGUGGCUUGGCAAGAUCACGCUUGAGACAUAUAUCUCUCAGAUCCAUAUUUGGCUUCGGUGAGAAUGGAGUUUGACAUUUAUAAAAUGUUUUUUUUUUCUUUUUAUCUAAUUCUAAUCAAAUAGCUUCUUUAAC
This is a messenger RNA of Dendrobium catenatum, 386 nucleotides long. RefSeq names its product protein REDUCED WALL ACETYLATION 3-like. The record is from RefSeq and is a predicted model, not a curated record. The coding region runs from base 27 to 314 and encodes 95 amino acids. Lineage: Eukaryota; Viridiplantae; Streptophyta; Magnoliopsida; Asparagales; Orchidaceae. The transcript has 5 exons. Gene Ontology annotation, biological process: xylan biosynthetic process; xyloglucan metabolic process; plant-type secondary cell wall biogenesis. Gene Ontology annotation, molecular function: acetyltransferase activity. Gene Ontology annotation, cellular component: Golgi apparatus.